Molecule: messenger RNA, 570 nt
Organism: Peronospora belbahrii
Lineage: Eukaryota; Oomycota; Peronosporomycetes; Peronosporales; Peronosporaceae
Source: the annotation of a GenBank genome assembly
AUGGUGCACUUCUGGGAACGCGCGUGGGCACCACCGCUCAGCCCGGUCUGCCUGAAUCCGCAUCGCUUGUCCAUUGCUGUCGAGCCUAUCAGUGUACUAGAGAAGAUAGAUUACGUAGAAAUCACAAACUUUACAGAGAUUGACGGUGUCAUUUACUACUGCAUCGAUGUCUACCUGAAGUACCAUAUGAAUCGCAUUCCGACCAACAAGCGGUUGGUAGCUUCACGACGAGACCGACCUGACUACACUAUCCGUAAACGCUUUGACGACUUUGCUAACCUGCGCUAUAAAAUAUGGAGCUACGCGCAGCGGCAACACUUUGGCGGGACUUUGUGCAAAUACUGUAGCACGAACAUGGACGUCCUUUUGACGAGUUUUUCGCAACCGAGGCUGUUUGUUAAGUUAUUUGUCAAAGGAAAGAAAAUUCGCAGUUGGCUGCUUACGAAGUGCAUUAACCAGUAUAUCGAGAUGGCUAUUGGAAAGAAGGAAGCGCGGCAGAGGAGCUACACGUGUGAUGGCUACAAGAUGAUUCCUUCUCUCGUCGAGCGGUUUAUGCGCGAUGAUGCAUGA